CUCGGUGGUUGAAUAUUAUUCCAGCUCUUUGAUUUUGAAAGAUAGUCCAAAGAGAACGCUGAGUAUGCAUAACCAAGACAGAGCUGAACUGAAAAGGUCAUUAUUCAAGUUCAUGUCCAAUGUGGAAGGACUUGAUGCUAUAAUUGUAACAGAUAGAGAUGGUGUGGUUAUGUUAAAAGUUGCUCAUGAAUCAGUACCAGAUCAAGUUACCAGACAUCAGUUUUUAUCAGUAUUUGGUUCUAUGAGUGAUCAGGCUAGUAAAUUAGGACUUGGAACCAACCAGAGAAUUAUUUCUUUAUAUGACAAUUAUCAGGUUGUACAGAUAAAUAAACAACCAUUAUUAGUGACAAUGGUAGGAAGUAGUGAAGCUAAUACAGGUGAAAUAUUGAAUUUAGAGAAAGAUUUAGAUAUGUUAUUUAAAGAUUUAUCCACAGUGAUACAGAUGACAUAAAUAACUAUGUAUAUUAAUGUAUUGUAUAUUAUGUAUAUAUUUAUAUGUAUAUUUGAAUAGUUCAGAUAACCUCAGAUGACCUUUUCCUUCAGUAUAAUUGAAACAAAAUUAAUUACUUAUUAAACUUUUUUUGUUAACUUGAAAGUUUGUUUUGAUAAACAUGUUUAUAGUAUUUUAUGCUGUUAACAAUGAUUUCUACCAUCUUAAAGAGCUCCACGUCAGCUGUCUGUGUCUCUUUUCAGAAAGGAUGUCAGAUUCUCAUUAUGAUAAAAAUUAUGAACAAAAAUUUAAGCUCUUAGUAAAAUAAGUGUGCUCAUUGAAAUGACUAUCCAUUUAAGUUAAGAAUUUAGUUGUAGCUUAUGACUCUAAUAUUGAAACUUUUACAGUAAUUAAUAUAAUUAUUUGCAGUCAAUGCUGUUAUGAAUAUGUUUGUUAUUGUUGAUAUUGUCAUGUAUCAUUUAUGUUUAUCUGAAAGAAUAAUGAAUACUCUACUCUGCUCUGUGUGUAUAUUUCUUAAUUGCACAGAAACUGUAGGUAAUAUUUCAUUGAAAAAUAUGUCAAUAUGCCUUUAUUGUUGAAUGGUAGAUAUAUAAUUGGAAACUAAGUAUAUUUAUGUAUUAUCUCUGUUCCAGCAAUAUUAUUAUAGUUUUAAUUCUUUGAUACUUUUAUUUUUUGUCUCAUGUAAACUUGUCUUGCAUCUGAUGUUAUUUUAAGAUAGAGGAUUUUUCCGAUGGGAGUUAAAAGUAGGACUAAUUAUAGUUUCUAUUGCAAAAAAAGUUAAAAAAAGGUGCAUUGUGUAGAGUGAUAAAAGUUCCAGUUGUCUUUGUUUUCCAAAUAUUACAAGGUACAUGUAUCUGAAUUGAAGAAAAAUUUCCUACAAUUUUGCAAAAUUGGUAGGUUUUGAACUUUUGAUCCAUGGUUGUACCUGUAUGUUUUUCAGAUGUAGCAAAUAUUGAUACUCUCGAUAUGUACUGUAUAAUAAUUAUCUGGGAGAGGGGCCUAUUGGCAAAAGUUUCAUUUUAUAUUCUGGUAUAACAAGAAAGAAAGGAGUCAAUUUUAUUGCACUUUGCAAAAUCAUGUAAUAAUGUUAGAAUUUUAAUUUUUUGUUAAAUAAAAAUUGAUAAACUUUGU
Lottia gigantea (owl limpet) is the source of this 1582-nucleotide messenger RNA. RefSeq lists its product as hypothetical. The record is from RefSeq and is a predicted model, not a curated record. Lineage: Eukaryota; Metazoa; Mollusca; Gastropoda; Lottiidae. Gene Ontology annotation, biological process: cellular response to amino acid stimulus; positive regulation of TOR signaling. Gene Ontology annotation, cellular component: Ragulator complex. Bases 65 to 451 code for a protein of 128 amino acids. The transcript has 6 exons.